Mycena citricolor is the source of this 973-nucleotide messenger RNA. The record is from the annotation of a GenBank genome assembly. Lineage: Eukaryota; Fungi; Basidiomycota; Agaricomycetes; Agaricales; Mycenaceae.
CGUCACGUACUACUAAUAUCAAUUGAACUCGUCUUCAACUUCAUCGCUGAGAUGAACGCUGUCCACACGCCACUACUUGAUGGUCAAAUCGAAUCCGACGAGGUCGCUGGAGACUUGUCGUAUAAACCGCCGCCGAACAGUGGCACGCGAGCUUCUCCGGUUGUCCUCACACCUACCACUCGAGCGGAGCAAAUGGCGACAACACAGAAUGAUGCGGAAGCCGGUGAAAUCUGGUGUCUUGCUGGGAUAUUUCGCCAGUCGUCACACCCUCUUGCUCUGUUCUUCCUCUUCCUCUUCCGCCUGGCCGCCAUCACUGUCUAUCUUCUCUCUGGCUUUUUCCAAGGCAACUACGUGCUUUCGACAGUUGCUGUUGUGGUUCUGCUUUCCAUGGAUUUUUGGAACUGUCGAAACAUCGCUGGCAGAACGCUGGUCGGUCUGCGAUUCUGGAACCAGGUUGACGAGGACGGGUCAAGCUAUUGGGUUUUCGAAAGUCGCGACCCUUCACGACCUGCGAAUGCUGUAGACUCUCGUUGUACUAUAUUGCUCAUGCCCGUUGAGAUUGCCAUCUACGUGUUCCCUGUUCUCUGGGUUGCGUUGCUGAUUGUUUCUUUGCUGAGAUUCAACCUCAACUUUGUUCCGAUCGUGUUGCUCGCGCUCGUGUUUAACGUCACAAAUGCGAUCGGAUUCACUUAUGCCGAUCGGGAUGCUAAACAACGAUGGGCUAACGAAGUGGUUGGGGCUGGAUGGAAUCUGGGAUUGGGCGGCUUGGGAGGCCAAUUACUGAGUGGCGCUGUGCAGAAAGGCGUGGGUCGUGUCUUUGGCGGCUCGUGAUUAUCAUUAUACCGCUUUUCUACAGUUCUCUACUUUUUUGCCACCAAUGGUAUGAUUGUCUCGGUCUGCGCUCUUGUUUGCGCGCCCUUCUGGUUGUUUUUUGCGACUGCAUACAACAUUCCUGCCAGGGAGCCGACAGCAA